Messenger RNA from Malania oleifera, 3303 nucleotides. RefSeq names its product probable leucine-rich repeat receptor-like serine/threonine-protein kinase At3g14840. The record is from RefSeq and is a predicted model, not a curated record. Gene Ontology annotation, molecular function: ATP binding; protein kinase activity; protein binding. Lineage: Eukaryota; Viridiplantae; Streptophyta; Magnoliopsida; Santalales; Ximeniaceae. Gene Ontology annotation, biological process: protein phosphorylation. The transcript has 24 exons. Bases 19 to 3060 code for a protein of 1013 amino acids.
CCUUGCAUUGCAUCCACCAUGCCUGCUUCUUCAUCAUCAUCACCACGCCUACUCCCACUCUCUGCAGCAUUCAUUUGCUUAUUCUCAGCUUUUUCAGUCACCGGAGCCACCGCUGCCACCACCAAACUCCCCAUCCAUGAAGUGGAAGCACUGAGAGAAAUAGGAAAGAGAUUGGAGAAGAAAGAUUGGAAUUUCAGUGUAGAUCCAUGUGGAGGAGAGGGGGGAUGGGCAGUUAAUACGCCGAUCGGCUUUGAGACUAUCGUGACGUGCAUUUGUUCCUUACCCGUCGACAAUGAUUGUCACGUUGUUAGCAUUGCUUUGAAGGGUCAGAAUCUUCAGGGUACUCUUCCACCAGAAUUGGCAAAGUUAUCUUAUCUUCAACAAAUCGACCUCUCACGCAACUACCUUCACGGCACUAUCCCUCCAGAAUGGGGUUCAUUGCCCCUGGUGAACAUCACCCUCGGGGUAAACCGAUUGACGGGCUCGAUCCCGAAAGAGAUUGGAAACAUCAGCACUCUUGCAAGCCUAACUUUGACGUCCAAUCAGCUUUCGGGAGUUCUACCGCCAGAGCUCGGGAAUCUUUUCCGCCUACGAUACUUGAACUUGAGCUCAAACUAUUUUACUGGGGAGCUGCCUGGAACAUUUGCAAAGUUGACCGCAUUGAAUGACGUUCGGAUAUCAGAUAACAACUUGACCGGAAGCAUACCCAAUUUUAUUCAGAACUGGAAAAACCUUAGAAGAUUAGUGAUUCUAGGAACUGGCCUAAAAGGGCCAAUUCCAUCUGGCCUUUCUCUUCUAGAAAACAUAAGUGAAUUGAAGAUCAGUGACCUAAAUGGAACAGAAGAAUCUUUUCCUCGAUUGAGUAAUGUCAAAAGUUUGAUGGUGUUAGUACUGAGAAGUUGCAAUAUCGUUGGACCAUUACCUGAUUAUAUUGGUGAUUUUGAGAAUUUGAGAACCUUAGACCUCAGCUUUAACAAACUAAGUGGAGAAAUCCCAGACAGCUAUUUUCGCCUAUCAAAAUUGAAUUACCUGUAUUUAACUGGAAACUUGAUAACUGGAGCACUGCCUGAUUGGAUGCCACGAGAGGGAUAUAACAUUGAUCUCUCCUACAACAACUUAACAUUCAACAACCCAGGGGCAUUAGGCUGUCAGCAAAAUAACCUGAACUUGUUCAAAAGCUCCUUAGAGGGCAAUAACUCUGGAAUUGUUUCAUGCUUGGGAAGCUUUAGGUGCCCACGAAAUUGGCAUUCUUUCCAUAUAAAUUGUGGUGGGAAGGAAGUGACUGAUGAAGAUGGCAGCACCACAUAUGAAGAUGAUACAGAUGGAGCUGGACCUUCAAAGUUCAUCAAAAGUAGAACUAACUGGGCACUUAGCAAUACCGGUAACUUUGACAUGCGCUCUUCAAAUGGCUAUGUUGCAACUAAUGUAUCGGGACUCUCAAUGAAAAAUUCCGACUUGUACAUGACUGCACGAAUUUCUCCCUUAUCUCUGGCUUAUUAUGGUUUCUGUCUUCUAAAUGGAAACUACACAGUUAGUCUAUACUUUGCGGAGAUAAUGUUUAUUGAUAACAGAACAUAUUGCAGCUUAGGAAGGCGAAUAUUUGAUGUUUACAUUCAGGGAAAGCUUGUGCUGAAGGAUUUCAAUAUUGAGGAUGAAGCAGGUGGCCUACGCAAGGAAAUCAUAAAAAACUUUACUGCAGUUGUGACUAAUAAUAAUUUGGAGAUUCGUUUCUAUUGGCCUGGGAAAGGGACAACUUCUAUCCCUAUCAGAGGAGUCUAUGGUCCUCUCAUUUCUGCUAUUUCUGUGAAGUCUGAUUUUGUGCCUCCAGAUGAUGGAAGUAGAAAUGUUGCUGUGGUGACUGGAUUGGUUACAGCUGGAACAUUUCUCAUCUUCUUUGUUCUAAGUAUUGUGUGGCUGCAAAGCUGCCCAGGACUCAAAGAUAUGAUGUACCAAGAUUUAAAAGGUCUAGACCUACAAACUGGUUCACUUACCUUGAGGCAAAUUAAAAUUGCAACAAACAACUUUGAUGAUGCUAACAAAAUCGGAGAAGGAGGUUUUGGCUCUGUUUACAAGGGUCUUCUAUCAGAUGGAACCAUAAUUGCAGUGAAGCAGCUAUCUUCCAAGUCAAAGCAAGGGAAUCGUGAAUUUGUAAAUGAGAUAGGGAUGAUUUCUGCACUACAACAUCCUCAUCUAGUGAAGCUCUAUGGCUGUUGUAUUGAAGGAAAUCAAUUGCUGCUGGUAUACGAGUACAUGGAAAAUAACAGCCUUGCUCGUGCUUUGUUUGGCCCAACUCCAAGCCAGUUGAAAUUGGACUGGCCUACAAGGCAGAAGAUCUGUGUUGGUAUAGCAAGAGGUUUGGCAUACCUCCAUGAAGAAUCAACACUGAAAAUAGUUCACAGAGAUAUCAAAGCCACUAAUGUGCUUCUUGAUAAACAUCUUAACCCUAAGAUAUCUGACUUUGGUUUGGCGAAGCUUGAUGAAGAGGGUAAUACCCACAUGAGUACCCAUAUCGCUGGAACUUAUGGAUACAUGGCUCCUGAAUAUGCAAUGCAUGGCUAUUUAACUGACAAAGCUGAUGUGUAUAGUUUUGGAAUUGUAGCCUUGGAAAUUGUCAGUGGGAGAAGGAACACUAGUUACAGGGCCAACGAGAAUUGCUUUGAUCUACUUGAUUGGGCACUUCUGUUAAAAGAGAAGGGUGAUUUAAUGGAGCUGGUGGAUCCAAUGCUUGGCUCAGAUUAUAACAAAGAAGAAGUUAUGACAAUAAUCAAUGUGGGUCUCCUGUGCACUAGUGCCUCUGCAACAGCUAGGCCUAGAAUGUCGUCUGUGGUGGGCAUGCUUGAAGGCAGGGCAGUUGUUCCAGUUUUGGUUUCAGAAUCAAAUGUUUCAGAUGAGGAGAUGAAGCUUCAGGCCAUGAAAGACUAUUAUCAGUUCAGUCAUGAACACAAAUUCAAUGAAAUGCAGGCACAUGGUUCGUCAACUUAUGGGCCAUGGACAGAUUAUGGGACGUGCUCUGCCGAUCCCUUCAGUUUGGGUUCCCAUUAUUUUCAGAAAGAAAACUAGAGCAAAUGGUGGAAAUUCAAUACAUCCUAUCCAGGCAAGUCGUAAUAGUUUUCGCUAGCUCUGGUACCCGUGCCCUACAGUUUUCAGGACUCCAUGUACAAAACGAAAUAAAGUAUGAUGGCAUCCGUCAUAUGGAUAUGGUUAUGGCUUGAGUUAUAUUUCUCCAUUUGUCUUGAUAAAUUGUAAAAUUAUGACUGAUUUUUUUUAAAUAAUAAAACUAUGACAAAAAUAAUAUUAAAAACA